Acaulospora colombiana is the source of this 843-nucleotide messenger RNA. Lineage: Eukaryota; Fungi; Glomeromycota; Glomeromycetes; Diversisporales; Acaulosporaceae. The record is from the annotation of a GenBank genome assembly.
AUGCAUGACAUCUCAAAGAAUUCACUGGGUGACAUAAGGCUCAAGAGGCGGACAAGUCUUCAACCCUUGUUCGAUCGCAAGACGCAGGAGGCCUUGAGAAAGUUGGUUGACGAAUUGGUGGACCUCUUCGUCGAGGCUCAAAAUCUUGGCAAAGAUGACAACAAGAUCACGCAACUCAUUCUGGAUCACAUUGUAAAGAAGAAUCAUGGUGCUCACGAGGUGUUAAAAUGGCUGCACAGCAAUCAACACAAACUACAAUAUAAAACUCUCCUUGGUUACUUCUAUUUGCAUGACAUCGGUACCGAAAUAGACUUACGAAAGGCCUACAACCUAUACCUCGCCGCCGCCAAAAAGGAUUAUCCCAUCGCCCAAUACUUGCUCGGCGAGUGUUAUUCGUCAGGCGUGGGCACAAAAACUGACGAGAAAUUGGCGUUCCAAUGGUACCAAAAGGCUGCCGAAGUUGGGAACGCAAAUGGUCUAAAUUGGGUCGGUUACUGUUAUGAAUUUGGCAAGGGUACGGAAAGAGACAUCAACAAAGCAUUCAAUUGCUAUAAGAAAUCGACACGACAAGGAAACAUGCUCGGAAUGCAUUUCCUUGCGGAUUGCUAUGAGAAGGGCAAGGGAACGCCCAAGAACCGAGAUCAAGCGAUCUAUUGGUACCGAAAGGCCGCCGAUCACGGAAACGAAGGUUCCCUGACUGUGCUGAACAAACUUUUGAGGGCCACCAAUUCCCCGCCAUUGCAGCAGAUGAGCCAAUUUCCCAACAAAGACAUUCCACCGAUCACGAAAGACGCGAAGAUGCCAAACUUUCCGAGUUCCAAAGAAGAGGCCGAAGAAGAAUAG